Pimephales promelas (fathead minnow) is the source of this 5554-nucleotide messenger RNA. NCBI's taxonomy places the organism in Eukaryota, Metazoa, Chordata, Actinopteri, Cypriniformes, Leuciscidae. The record is from RefSeq and is a predicted model, not a curated record.
CAUGAGAACACGGAAGUGAAAGGAAGUUGCUGUGCUUUUGAUGAUCGAGGUGCCAUUUCAGAGGACAAAGAAACAUCUGCAAAUAUUGUCAUUAUUCAAGUUCAUGAAAGACUAUGGCAUCUGAGUUGCUGCUUCAUACUCUAGAAGACCUGGAAGAACGUGAUCUGAAGAAAUUUAAGUGGUUCUUAAGGCAAUAUGGAGCCGUAGAAGCUAGUAAACUGGAGAAGGCGGAUUUCACUGAUAUAGUGGAUAUAAUGAUGGAGUGUUUUGGACUGGAAGAAGCUGUGCAGAAAACACUGAACAUCCUGAGGAAGAUGAACCAGAACCAGCUGGCUGAAGACUUACAGAACAAAUGGACUGACGUGCAAAAAUCGGGAUCAGCUGAGAAACAAGAUUUCUGGCUGCAGCAAUUCAUGAAAACUCACAAAAUGAACAUGAAGGAGAAAGUAGAACACAUUUUUGAGGGUAAAAGGGAAAAUGAAGUACAUCUCAAGGAUGUUUUCACAGAACUCUUCAUUACGGAGGGCGAUCUUAAAGAAGUAAAUCAAGAACAUGAGAUUUUGCAGAUUGAUACAGCCAUUAAACCCUAUAAAACACAGGACAGGCCAAUCAAAUGCAAUGAGGUAUAAUCUGAAAAAAAAAAGAAAAAGAUUGUGCUGACCAAAGGUGUCGCUGGCAUUGGAAAAACUGUCUCAGUGCACAAGUUCAUUCUGGACUGGGCAGAAGAAGAAGCCAAUCAGGAUAUAGACUGUGUUUUCCUGCUUCCAUUCCGAAAGAUAAACUGCAUUAAAGACAAAGAGAUCAGUCUGCAUGAGUUUCUACAGCGAUUUAAUCCUGAACUGAAGAAAAUGGAAACAGCAAAGAUGCGUCAGAUAUAUACUUGUAAGCUUGCAUUUAUUUUUGAUGGACUGGAUGAGAGUCAACUCCCUUUGGAUUUUUGCAGUGAAACGGUGACAAAUUUUGAGGAGCGAACAUCUGUAGAUGGACUGUUUACAAGUCUGGUGAACGGUUCUCUGCUUCCAUCAGCUCACGUCUGGGUGACAUCACGACCAGCAGCAGCCAAUCAGAUCCCUUUGGAGUUUGUAGGGUUGUUCACCGAGGUGCGAGGAUUCACUGACCAGCAGAAGAAAGAGUAUUUCAAAAAGAGAAUCAAAGAUACGACUCAGGCCUCCAGAAUGAUCUCACACAUUAUGAAAUCUCGUAGUCUCUACAUCAUGUGCUACAUUCCCGUGUUCUGUUGGAUCACAGCCACUGUUCUUCAGGACGCCCCUAUUGGGAAUGAUGCCGAAAACAUUAACACGACACUCACUGAAAUGUACAUCCACUUCCUGUUGAUACAGAUGAACAUGAAGAACCAGAAGCAUGACAAAACAACAGAAAGAGAUCGUACCAAGCUCUUAGAUUCCAAUAAAACAAUGAUUUUGAAGUUAGCUAAGCUAGCGUUUGAACAGCUGAAAAAGGAAAAAAUAGUGUUCUAUGAGGAAGAUCUGAAAGCAUGUGGUAUUGAUGUGGGUAAAGACUUUGAGUCCACAGGAAUGCUGACUGAGAUAUUUCAGCAAGAAGUUGGACUUCAUGAAAACAAGGUCUUCUGCUUCAUGCAUCUGAGCGUUCAAGAGUUCCUCGCUGCCGUCCACGUGUUCCUCUGCUACCUGAACAAGAACAUGGACGAGCUGCAGUUUUUCCUUGAAACACAAUUCGAGGUCAGGCCUGACCACAUCGACAAGCCAGACACAAAUAUUACUUUAGAUUACUUACUAAAGAAGGCUGUUGAGAAAGCAAUGAAAAGUCAGAAAGGACAUUUAGACCUAUUUUUGCGGUUUCUGCUCGGCAUUUCUCUGGAAUCGAAUCAUAAACUGUUCAAAGGCCUGUUCACGGUCACUGAAGACAACAAAGAAAGCGUCACAGAAAUAACCAAACACAUUAAAGAACAAUUACAAAGCUAUGACGACAUUUUAUCUGAAACUUCAGUCAACCUGUUCUACUGCUUACUGGAGCUCAAUGACAAUUCAUUAUAUACAGAAAUACAAAAACACUUCACAUCAUAUCCAGAAAGAGAGCUCUCGCCUUCCAUGUACUCAUUAAUUGCUUACGUUCUGCUGAUGUCAGAGGAGGUGCUAGAUGAGCUCGACCUGAGUAUGUACAUGAGUAAAUCAACUGGAAGACACACGAGGAUGUACAGAUCAUGGGGAGGUCACAUGAAUCUCCUGCCAGCUGUGAGAUUCUGCAGAAAAGCAAAACUCUCCUCCUGUGAUCUCACUGACAAAUGCUGUGAAACUGUGGCUUUGGCCCUGCAGACCCCAAACUCACCCCUGAGAGAGUUGGACAUGAGUGGCAAUGACCUGCAUGACUCAGGAGUGAAGCUGCUCUCUGAUGGACUGAAGAGCCCAAACUGUCAGCUGGAGAUACUGAGAUUAUGUGAAUGUGAUGUGAGAGAGGAAGGCUGUGGUUAUCUGGCUUCAGCUCUGCGAUCAAACCCCUCACACCUGAGAGAGCUGGAUCUGAGGGACAAUCGUCUGGGAGAAUCAGGAGUCAAGAUGCUCUCUGAUUUACUGAAGGAUCCAAACUGUGCACUGAAUAAACUGGAUACUGAGCAAAAGACUAUGGCGUCUGAGUUGCUGCUUCAUACUCUAGAAGACCUGGAAGAACGUGAUCUGAAGAAAUUUAAGUGGUUCUUAAGGCAAUAUGGAGCCGUAGGAGCUGGUAAACUGGAGAAGGCGGAUGUCACUGAUAUAGUGGAUAUAAUGAUGGAGUGUUUUGGACUGGAAGAAGCUGUGAAGAAAACACUGGACAUCCUGGGGGAGAUGAACCAGAACCAGCUGGCUGAAGACUUACAGAACAAAUGGACUGACGUGCAAGAAUCAUCAGAAGCAGCCGAGAAACACACAAGAAAACAAGAUUUCUGGCUCCAGGAAUUCUUGAAAACUCACAAAAUGAACAUGAAGGAGAAAGUAGAACACAUUUUUGAGGGUAAAAGGGAAAAUGAAGUACAUCUCAAGGAUGUUUUCACAGAACUCUUCAUUACGGAGGGCGAUCUUAAAGAAGUAAAUCAAGAACAUGAGAUUCUGCAGAUUGAUACAGCCAUUAAACCCUAUAAAUCACAGGACAGGCCAAUCAAAUGCAACGAUAUAUUUAGUCUGAACAAAAAUAAGAAAAAGAUUGUGUUAACUAAAGGCAUUGCUGGCAUUGGAAAAACGGUCUCAGUGCACAAGUUCAUUCUGGACUGGGCAGAAGGAAAAGCCAAUCAGGAUAUAGACUGUGUUUUCCUGCUUCCAUUCCGAAAGAUAAACUGCAUUAAAGACAGAGAGAUCAGUCUGCAUGAGUUUCUACAGAGAUUUAAUCCUGAACUGAAUGACCUGGAAACAGCAAAGAUAUGUAAGAUAUAUGAUAGGAAGCUUGCGUUUAUCUUUGAUGGACUGGAUGAGAGUCGGCCUUUGGAUUUUUGCAGUGGCACGGUGACGAGUGUUGAGGAGCAAACAUCUGUAGAUGAACUGUUUACAAAUCUUGUGAACGGGACUCUGCUUUCAUCAGCUCACGUCUGGGUGACAUCACGACCAGCAGCAGCCAACCAGAUCCCUCCCGAGUUUGUAGGGUUGUUCACCGAGGUGCGAGGAUUCAAUGACCAGCAGAAGGAGGAGUAUUUCAAAAAGAGAAUCAAAAAUACGACUCAGGCCUCCAGAAUGAUCUCACACAUCAAGAAAUCUCUUAGUCUCUACAUCAUGUGCUACAUUCCCGUCUUCUGUUGGAUCACAGCCACUGUUCUUCAGGACGCCCCUAUGGGGAACAAUGCAAAGUACAUCUACACAACACUCACUGAAAUGUACAUCCACUUCCUGGUGAUACAGAUGAACAUGAAGAACCAGAAGCAUGACAAAAAAACAGAAAGAGAACGUACCAAGUUCUUAGAUUCCAAUAAAACAAUGAUUUUGAAGUUAGCUAAGCUAGCGUUUGAACAGCUGAAGGAGGAAAAAAUAGUGUUCUAUGAGGAAGAUCUGAAAGCAUGUGGUAUUGAUGUGGGUAAAGACUUUGAGUCCACAGGAAUGCUGACUGAGAUAUUUCAGCAAGAAGCUGGACUUCAUGAGAUGAAGGUCUUCUGCUUUGUGCAUCUGAGCGUUCAAGAGUUCCUCGCUGCCGUCCACGUGUUCCUCUGCUACCUGAACAAGAACAUGGACGAGCUGCAGUUUUUCCUUAGAAAAACACCAUUCAACAUUGACAAGCCAGUCAAAAAUAUUGCUUUAUAUGAUUUACUAAAGAAGGCUGUUGAGAAAGCAAUGAAAAGUCAGAAAGGACAUUUAGACCUUUUUUUACGUUUUCUGCUGGGCAUUUCACUGGAAUCAAAUCAGAAACUGCUCAGCGGCCUGUUCACACUCACUGAAAAGAGCAUAGAAAGCGUCACAGAAAUAACCAAACGCAUUAAAGAACAAUUACAAAGCUAUAAGAGCAAUUCCAUCUCACCUGAAACUUCAGUCAACCUGUUCUACUGCUUACUGGAGCUCAAUGACAAUUUAUUAUAUACAGAAAUACACAGAUACUUCAAAUCAUCUCCAGAAAGAAAGCUCUCGUCCUCCAUGUACUCACUGAUGGCUUAUGUACUUCUGAUGUCAGAGGAGGUGCUGGAGGAGCUCAAUCUGAGUAUGUACAGGACAUCAGGGGGAGGCCGCCUGAAUCUCCUGCCAGCUGUGAGAUGCUGCAGAAAAGCAACACUCUCCAACUGUUCUCUCGAUGACACCUGCUGUGAAACUGUGGCUUUGGCCCUGCAGACCCCAAACUCACCUCUGAUAGAGCUGAACAUGAGUGAAAAUAACGUGAAAGAUUUAGGAGUGAAGCUGCUCUCUGAUGGAUUAAAGAGCCCAAACUGUCACCUGAAGAUACUGAGAUUGUGGCGCUGUAAUGUGACAGGAGAAGGCUGUGGUUAUCUGGCUUCAGCUCUGUGUUCAAACCCCUCACACCUGAGAGAGCUGGAUCUGAGCCUCAAUCAUCUGAGAGACUCAGGAGUGAAGAUGCUUUCUGAUUUACUGAAGGAUCCAAACUGUGCACUGAAUAAACUCAGAUUACGGCGCUGUAAGGUGACAGGAGAAGGAUGUGGUUAUCUGGCUUCAGCUCUGCGUUCAAACCCCUCACACCUGAAAGAGCUGGAUCUGAGAUUCAAUCGUCUGGGAGGAUCAGGAGUCAAGAUGCUCUCUGAUUUACUGAAGGAUCCAAACUGUGCACUGAACAAACUGUAUACUGAGCAGUAAGAUUUAUCUCAUGGAGCUGCAUGGAGGAAAAUCAUGUUUAUUUACUUUAUUACAAUAUCAAGGAGUAGGCCUUCUGAAAAAGAUAGUUCAUGCAAACAUUUAAGAUCUGUCAUUAUUUACUCUCCUUCACGUCAUCCAAACCUGCCUACCUUAAUUCUGCUGAAUUAUAGUCAGGCCCAUGUGUCUGUGUGUGGGGCCUGUAACUUGAAACUAAUGCUGGUCAAGAUGGACCAAUCAUAGUCCUCUAUGAGCCAUUGUACUGAUAUUAAUGUAUACAGUGUUGAGACUCUCUCUCUCACACACACACACACACACACACA